CUGUAGUUCAGAAUGGAACCAGAACUAAAACGUUUUAAAACGGACAACGAUAUUAAAGAAAAUAGCACUUCCGAUGAGAAAUCUGCAAUUUCUAGGGAAUAUCUGCACAAUGGGGAAAAAUGCAGCGACAAACACGUCGUGGAAACAGAACCCGCGCUCCACGCGGGAAAUGAGCAACUUCCGGUGUGUAAACAUGGUGAAAAGUGCAGUCAGACAGAUUUGAUUCACUUCGCAGAAUUCUGGCACCCGACUGCAAAGGGCGAUGGAGAUGAAAAUAACAACAAAGAGGGAGAAAGCUGCGAAGAAAAUGAAUGCGAAGUUGUGGAAUUACCGUACUUUGACGUGGAAAGCACACAACCUGUUUUCGAUGACUACUGUGACAGCGAAUCGGAAGAUGGCGAAGAUAAGGGAUCCGUCACAGCAAAAACGCAUGAAGACCGACUUGCCAGCGAUAGUUUGGGAUCUCAACUGUCACGAGAUGACACGGUCCUGAGCCGCGGCCCCAGCAUUGUGAAAUGCUAUUCUCUUUUGUCAGAAGCUGAGCGUCGGGAGCUCAUCAGAAGGGCCUUUGAAAUGAAAGAUCUUUUAAAGAAGGAACUCGAUAAAACUUUAGGCAUCAUUGAAGAAAAGAACAAAGAACUCAGACGAGUUCACUCACAGUUGGAAAGAGGUCAGCUGAUGGUUGAUGGAGAAAAAGAAGCUUUGGAUAAGGAUGACUUGUGUUAUUUUCCUCUUUUUGCCGAGAGAGAAUUUAAAGAAGGGUCAGCACCUCAGAUGCAUUUUCGCCUUGCAGAGUCCCAAUUCUACAGGCUUGUUGAUACAACUGAUAAGUAUCGCAUCACCAAGGUUGAAUAUGUUGUCAAUCCAGUGUUGAUGAGAAGAUUCCAGAAAGCGCGGCAGAAGCUUAAGAAAGUGCGAGGAGAAAAGAUGUCAUAUCCAGUAUUGGCAUUCCACGGAACAAAAGAGAACAACAUUCAUUCUAUUUGUAACACAGGGUUUAGAGUUCCUGGUGAAGAAAAUUUUGAACAUGCCACAGAUACAGGAUAUUAUGGCAGAGGAGUGUACUUCAGCGAGUAUCCGUCGUAUUCCAUGACCUACAUCCGAGGUGCAUCAAAACUCCUUCUGUGCCAGGUGUUGCCAGGAAAGGUUUACCGAUGCACCAAUUUGAUCCAUGGAGAGCCCCUGGAGAUGGGGCAUGACUCUCACACCUCCCCUGAUGGGAAAGAACUUGUUAUUUUUAACUCUCAUCACAUUCUUCCAUCUUAUGUUGUUCAUUAUGGUGAAGCUAAGGGAGACUUCCUGUAUGAAGUAACUGAUACAUAGGUUUUGUUGCUAGAUAGAUAUAUAUAUAUAUAUUAUAUAGUUUAGUACGUAGACUAACAUAAAACAUAAUUUUCACCUUUACUGUCCCUGAAGGGAGAAGAUCUUCAAUAAUAGCAGGGUUGCCAUGGGUCAGGAAAUGGGCAAAGGAAAAACAGUUUCAAGGUCAGGUAAAAGUCAGGAGGGAAAAGUCAGGGAAAGUGAAAUUAUAACACCAGAGAUUUAAAUGCCAUUGAAGGCUGCCUUGAAGAAACAUGUCAGGUCAUUUAAAGUGAUCUCAAUGAUAUUUUUCCUUGAUGAAGAAGGCAAAACUGAUCAGUCUAAAAUUAAUGGGUGGAAAGGACAGUUGUAAGAGGAGGCUGGAGGCCACUACCAUAAUCAGACAUUUUGCAUUUAUUUGCUCAGGGAAAUUUUCUUCUUAUCAUGGAACAGUCAGGAAAUUUUGAGGUGAUAUUGGUGGCAAUCACGAUUACAGUUGUAUGUUUUAAAGUAUUCUUUUUGGUCAGUGCUAAAAAGACUACCACACAUAGACAAGUCUAUAUGUAUUAUUUUUAUUUUUGUCAAUAAAUUAUUUUGUGACCUUGAUCAACACAUAAAGUUGGAAUUAUGUUAGGAUUCUAACAUAAUUUACUAAACAUUAAAAUACAUUACACCAUGAAGGAAAAGUUGUUCUCUUGGUUUUCUGAUGAAAUGUGCCCUUGAGUAUACAGCAAGAGUCCCAGUUAACACUUCUUGAAACACAUUGCAUCCUUAAUAAAAGUCUGCAAUAACACCCGACAGUGUAGCAUGUUACCAUUUGAAAGAUAGAAAGCAGCACAUUCAUUUUUGUACUGCUCAUUAGGCCGUGCAAGGUGGUUCAAACAGAAAUGUAACCUCAUCACGUUACCAUUCAAAAGACAAAUUUGCGAGCUACUCAAGCAUUGCUUGUUGGUUUUUAAUUAUAUUUUUUGGUGACAUUUCACAUUCAGCUUAAAAGUAGAGUAACGUACACACAGAUCACUCGGCUCAAUUAUGUUAUACUCCAACACCGUAGGAACUCCUGUACAUAUAUGCAAUCUGACCUUAUCUACAUUUUUAUAGAACCAUAAAUUGGGAGAACUAUUUAAUAUAAUAAUAUUAUUAUAAACAGACCUCACACUGACUGUCUUGUCUCAUAUAUUUAUAACCCUAAAGUACAGCCAGUAGUCAGUUGUCUUAGGCCCAGGUAAGUCUUUAGCCAGGGUUUAGCCUUUGCACAGAACAAAACUGAGAUAUUUUAAGCUACCUGAAGUAAACCUAUUGUCAAUUUUGAGAGACAAGUGAAAGUAUGUCUGUUUAUAGUUAUGAAACCAUUGGGAGCACAAAUUUGUUGCUCAAAGUAAAACAAAAGAAACCCAUAUGGGAUUGGGUAUGAUAAAAUGACAUACAUGUAGAGAUUCUUAUCAAACAAAGGAAAUAGACAAUUUAGUGUCUUCUUAAUUAACACCACCUCUAAAAUAGUAUGGUGAAAGAGUUUUUAUUUUGUGCAAUAGACCAAAUGUUUCUUUUGGUUUAUUGGCUAGCUAUGUGGGAAAAAAAGAAAGAAAUAGCACAGAAAAAAAAUAAUGAAAUCCCACUUAUUCCACCUCUAAUUCCAUAUGGUGUGUGAAUUCCGCUUGUGAUCCCAUGUGGGAUGAACGGUUUCCGCACCUGGUCUGCGGCAGAAUGUGCCAUUCCCACAGUUGGGGGGGG
Orbicella faveolata is the source of this 3030-nucleotide messenger RNA. RefSeq lists its product as uncharacterized. Lineage: Eukaryota; Metazoa; Cnidaria; Anthozoa; Scleractinia; Merulinidae. Gene Ontology annotation, cellular component: nucleus. The record is from RefSeq and is a predicted model, not a curated record. Gene Ontology annotation, molecular function: NAD+ poly-ADP-ribosyltransferase activity.